AUGUUGGGCAACUUGGAUCGGAGCAUCGCAGCCGAAAUGCUGGACCUCUACGGCCUGGUGGCUCAGUUUCUGCUGGGGCGAGAGACCACUUUGGUGUACUACAAUCCCGAAGGUCUCGACUGCAGUUGGAGUGACCUGUGGCAGCGCAAUCUGACUACCCAUCCGCAGAUCGUUUGGCAGCGAAGCUAUCCCUAUCCGGAUCUUUAUGAUCGGUUCAGCAGUGAUCUCAUGGUGCUGGCCUGCUUGUCAACGGACUGUGCUGCUGCCCAAUUGGAGACGCUGGCCUGUAGUUUAAGGCACCUGCGAACGGUGCCGUUGCUCAUCGAAGUGGCGGGACCCGAUCAGGAAUCCCUGGCCAGCCAGUUGCUUUCGUUUUGCUUGCACCAGAGCAUGCUUUACGUGGAGCUGUACUUCCGAAGCUACAACCACUCCCUAAUCCUCUACACCUACCGGCCUUUUCCGAAGUUUCAGUUGGUGAAAAGGGGGGUCUCAGGCGGAAAGGGAGUGGAAAUCUUUGUCAACAAGCUGGUGAAUUUGCAAGGACAUCGCCUGCGCGUCAUGCCAGACUUGUCGCCACCGAACACCUUUUCCUACCAAGAUGCCAUGGGAGAGAGCCAGGUGGCCGGCUACCUGUGGGACUUCAUAACCACCUUUGCCAGCCGCAUAAACGCCGGCUUGGCGGUAGUGCGUCCCAAUUGGCCAGCUGAUGGAGCCCCCGAAAGCUCAUACAUGUUGCAGUACACCGCCAGGGGUCUCAUAGACGUCGGCCUUACCACAACUUUGAUCACCAAGCGAAAUCACGGGGCCGUCGACCAAUACACCUAUCCAAUUUUUAUCUCCAGCUGGUGCACCAUGUUGCCGGUGGAGCGACCUCUGCCAACCGCUGAUCUAUUCGGCAGAAUAUUGUGUCCGGCCUUGGCUGUGAUCUUACUGCUUAUCGCUAUUGUCACCAGGCUGGUGGUCAGGCACCCGGGUUACCUGCUGCUGAUAAAAAAUCCGCGGAUGGCGCGGAUCGUGCCCCGAUUGCUGGCCCUGCUCCUACUGACCACCUGCAGUGCCCAGCUACUGUCGCUUCUGAUCUCACCUCCAUAUCAUGAGAGGAUCACCAGCUUUGAGGAUCUGCUUCAAGGUGACCAGAAGAUCCUAGGAAUGCGCAGUGAGUUCUACGACUUUGAUGGGGCUUUCCGGGCGCGAUAUGCAGGCAUAUUUCACUUGAUCGACGAUCCCAACAAACUGUACGAUCUGCGGAACCAUUUCAACACAACUUGGGCCUACACCAUGACCUACAACAAGUGGCUGGUGAUAAACACCCAGCAACGCCACUUCAACAAGCCGGUAUUUCGUUUGUCCGAGGACCUCUGCUUCAUAGAUUUUACGCCCACUAGCAUUGUUGUGGCCCCCGAUUCGAUUUACUGGGAGAACCUGAAGGACUUUACAUUCACCGCGAAUCAAGCUGGCCUUAUAAAGCACUGGGUCCACAAGAGCUUUUACGACAUGGUCAAGGCCGGAAUGAUGCGCAUAAAGGACUACAGCGAGAUCGAGACUCUUAAGCCUCUGAACAUCGCGGAUCUACUGCUGGUCUGGCGCAUCUGUGGAGCAGCCAUCGUGGUGGCCACUGUAAUUUUCUUGGUGGAGCUGUUGUUCUUCUAUGUCAACGUACUUCUCAACAGUUUGUAG
Messenger RNA from Drosophila subpulchrella, 1677 nucleotides. RefSeq lists its product as uncharacterized. NCBI's taxonomy places the organism in Eukaryota, Metazoa, Arthropoda, Insecta, Diptera, Drosophilidae. The coding region runs from base 1 to 1677 and encodes 558 amino acids. The record is from RefSeq and is a predicted model, not a curated record. The transcript has a single exon.